This is a messenger RNA of Lagopus muta (rock ptarmigan), 5476 nucleotides long. RefSeq names its product solute carrier family 25 member 12 (gene SLC25A12). The transcript has 18 exons. Gene Ontology annotation, biological process: L-glutamate transmembrane transport; malate-aspartate shuttle; aspartate transmembrane transport. Lineage: Eukaryota; Metazoa; Chordata; Aves; Galliformes; Phasianidae. Gene Ontology annotation, molecular function: L-aspartate transmembrane transporter activity; L-glutamate transmembrane transporter activity; calcium ion binding. The record is from RefSeq and is a predicted model, not a curated record. Bases 356 to 2284 code for a protein of 642 amino acids.
UCCGUCCUCCCGGGGGGAUGCGGGAGGAAGACGGCGGCGGCGGGGCGGCCGCGGGGAAGGGGCAGCGCUACCGGUCCUGCCUUCCCCUGCCGAGGGGGAGCGGCGCGGGCCGAGGCCAUUAGUCGGCGUGUGCGGGACGGAACAGUCGGGGCCCGGAGCUCCGCAUCCUGAGGGACAGGGCGCGGCGCGCCGAGACGGCGGUCAGCGGUACCCGGCUGACCGGGCGAACGGCGGUGAUCAGGCGUGUCGUGUUUGAGUCCGCUUAUCGGUGCCUUCCAUCAAGAGAGCAGAUCCUGCCGAACUACGAAGUAUCUUUUUGCAGUAUGCCAGUGUUGAGAAAGAUGGAGAGCAUUACAUGACCCCAGAAGAUUUUGUGCAGAAAUACUUAGGACUUCAUACAGAUCCACGUUACAAUCCUAAAACAGUACAGCUGUUGGCUGGAGUGGCAGAUCAAACUAAAGAUGGGUUGAUUUCCUUUCAAGAAUUUUCGGCAUUUGAAUCUGUUUUGUGUACUCCAGAUGCAAUAUUCAUUGUUGCUUUUCAGUUAUUUGACAAGAGUGGCAAUGGAGAAGUAACGUUUGCAAAUGUCAAAGAAGUGUUUGAACAAACUACUAUUCAUCAUCAAAUCCCCUUCAACUGGGACUGUGAAUUCAUUCGGCUGCAUUUUGGACAUAACAGAAAGAAGCAUCUUAACUAUACAGAGUUCACUCAGUUUCUUCAGGAGCUGCAGUCAGAACAUGCAAGACAAGCCUUUGCAUUGAAGGACAAAAAUAAAAGUGGCAUGAUUACUGGGCUGGACUUCAGUGAUGUCAUGGUUACCCUUCACUCCCAUAUGCUGACACCAUUUGUGGAAGAAAAUUUAGUUUCAGUAGCUGGUGGAACUGUUUCACAUCAGGUCAGCUUCUCCUACUUCAAUGCAUUUAAUGCCCUUUUGAAUAACAUGGAUCUCAUUAGGAAGAUAUACAGUAAUAUAGCAGGUACAAGAAAAGAUGUUGAAGUCACAAAAGAGGAAUUUACCCAGUCUGCAAUACGAUUUGGACAAGUUACACCGUUGGAAAUAGAUAUUCUUUACCAACUUACAGGUUUAUACAGCGUUACUGGGCGAUUAACUUUGGCAGAUAUUGAGAGAGUAGCACCACUAGCUGAGGGUGCAUUACCUUACAACUUGGCAGAACUUCAGAGGCAGCAAUCGUUUGCAGAGUUAAGCAGGCCUAUCUUGCUCCAGAUAGCUGAGUCAGCCUACAGGUUCACUUUGGGCUCAGUUGCUGGAGCUGUUGGUGCUACAGCAGUAUAUCCCAUAGACCUGGUGAAAACUCGUAUGCAGAAUCAGCGCUCCACUGGUUCAGUCGUAGGAGAGUUGAUGUAUAAAAACAGCUUUGACUGCUUUAAAAAGGUUUUGCGUUUUGAAGGCUUUUUUGGUCUUUACAGAGGCUUGUUACCACAACUGAUAGGUGUUGCUCCAGAAAAGGCUAUUAAGCUAACUGUUAAUGACUUUGUCAGAGACAAAUUUACUAAGAGAGAUGGUUCCAUCCCACUCCCUGCAGAGAUCCUUGCUGGAGGCUGUGCAGGAGCUUCCCAGGUCAUCUUCACUAAUCCACUGGAAAUUGUAAAGAUUCGGCUGCAGGUAGCGGGAGAAAUUACUACAGGACCCAGAGUCAGUGCCCUCUCUGUCAUGAAAGAUUUAGGCCUUCUUGGUCUCUAUAAGGGUGCCAAAGCUUGUUUCCUCAGAGACAUUCCCUUUUCUGCAAUCUACUUUCCUGUUUAUGCUCAUAGCAAACUGAUGCUCGCUGAUGAAAAUGGCCAUGUGGGAGGGCUUAAUCUCCUUGCAGCUGGAGCCAUUGCAGGUGUACCUGCUGCUUCUUUGGUAACCCCUGCUGAUGUCAUCAAGACAAGACUGCAAGUGGCAGCUCGCGCCGGUCAGACAACAUACAGUGGAGUUAUUGACUGUUUCGGAAAGAUUCUAAGGGAAGAAGGCCCUUCGGCUUUUUGGAAGGGAGCUGCAGCUCGUGUGUUCAGAUCUUCGCCCCAGUUCGGUGUUACUUUGGUCACUUACGAACUUCUGCAGAGGUGGUUUUAUGUCGAUUUUGGAGGCCUCAAACCUUCUGGAUCAGAACCUACCCCGAAAACUCGAAUUUCGGAUCUUCCUCCCGUUAACCCUGAACACAUAGGCGGAUACAGACUUGCUACAGCUACAUUUGCCGGUAUAGAAAAUAAAUUUGGUUUGUAUCUUCCCAAGUUUCGAUCUUCUGUCACUGUCUUAGCUCAACCACAAAGUAGCAGCUGAAUCCCAAAGAGACAUUUCAGCCUCUGAAAGUGAUGCAGUGCUAGAAAUUCACAAGAAUAGUACUGUUUUUUUCCAGUCAGCUGCAUGUUUUUCUUGCUGAACUGAGAUUGCUAAUCAAAUUACUCCUUUCUAAUAUUGAUAUACACACAUUUACCUGUUUCUGAACUAGUUGCACAUAAACUGACUAAAGCUUUGGGUCUAUGCCUUGUUUUUAACAAGUGGCAUGAAUGUGUUAAGCCUAAGCUUUGCCUUGCACAGCUUGCAUUUAAUGUUACUGUACAUAUUGUACAUCUUUGUACAGAGACAUCAUGGCAUCUCUACACAUUUAUAUAAUGGAUAUUGCAGUUUGAAAUGUACAGAAUGUUUGGAAGGCUUUUUGUUAAGACUCAUGUGACAAUAAAGUAUUUAAAACCACUUAAGUCAGUUUAUUCCUUCCUGGCUAUAGAGAAGUUGUCCAAUAUGAUUUUUCUUCUCUGCAGAUUUCAGACUAAAGGUUAAGGAUUAGAUGCAGCCCUUUAAUGAACGUAUGGUGCAGUAUGUAGCCUCUGCAGGAAUGCCAUUUACUCUGACCUAGUUACAGCAAACGUAUUAAGACGCAAGGUACUGGCUUGUAAGUAUAAAAGAACACAGUACUUAGAUGAGCACAUGCAGUGUUUUAUUUUACAGCACUGUUUUGCAACAAAGAAUUCUCCCAAAGCACAUGAUAAUACCAAUUCUGUAUUAGAUCUUACCUCUAUGGUAGCAUAUCUAAAGUAUGAAAUAUUUGUCCAUUAUUAAAAGACUCAUGAUUUUUUUUUGACAGGAUUACUUGGAGCAUUUGUCUUUGAGUAGCAAAUUGCACUAAAGUAGUGCAAUAGCUCUGGUACUACCACAUUCCAAAUCAGAACUACAGGGGAUAGUACAGGGGAACUAAGAAGCUGUGGCCAACUCUCACUGCUGCAAUGUAUGUCUGGGCAGAUCUACAUGAUCUCUUACAUGAUCUAGGAAACCAACCUUUUAAAUGUUUGACAAAUUAAUGUUGAAUAUUACUUAAUUCUGAUGUCUUUCCUAAGCCAAGUGACAUCAGCUGUGCUUCUGAUAGUGGAGAGUGAAGUAUUGCACAAAGAAUAGAAACACCACCUCACCUGCCCAGCAGUUAGUAUCUGAUUUCUACUACUGUGUGUGAAAUAAAUAAAUGCAUAACUGUCCCUAUUAACAAAAUUCCUUCAUCUUCCACUCAGGAAGCCUCUAUAACUGUAGCAAAAUAUGACUGUAGUCCAUCUACCCCAGUGUCCAAAUGCACAAAGAUUCACAGCAGGAGGACAAAGAAUUCCAGAGUGGAGAACUUUCUGUAACAUUCACUAUCUUUCUAGGUAGUUUUUACACUGACAGACUAAGUGACAAUAUGUUAUUUGUAUUUUGUUAUGUAAAGGAAAAAAAAACAACCAAGAAAGCUCUUCUCAUAAACAGAACUGACUUGCUAGACUGAGAAUAAAUUCCAGUUGGGCAGAAUGCAAAGUAAAAGGAAAGGAGAAGUUUGAACUCUUCUGGUUUACUUUUAAACUUAGGAUACAGAGAAAACAGUCCUAAGGGAAAAGAAGUUAAACCACCCACAAAGGCAGGAAGAAGGUAGGUGGAUUUCCAGCUUUCCUUGUUUAAGUAUCACCAUCUCCAGUCUUUAGUUUUACAGUUUUAUAGUUUCUUUCAGGGUUAAACAGCCAGGGAAACAGUGAGCCCCACUGGUACCAACUAUUGCUCAGCCCGUAGCCUCUAUGAAGAGUUUUAGUUGGCUUGCAAAGAAGCAGCUUAUUAAAAACUGAACUUCAGUUCUAGCUUGUAACCAAGAUAAAGCAUCUUUUCAAUGAUGAAUAACAUUUAGUGAGUUAGACAUUACAAUACCCUGAAUCAGAUGUUUGAUCUCUUUGCUGUAACAUGUAUAUAACUCUAUUAAGUGGUUUUUAGUUUUUUUUUUUUUACUGUUUAAAAAAUUACCUACUUUUGCAGUUCUGUAGAUACAGGUCUCCUGGGAACACUCUUUCCUUUAUCUGUAUAUUUUAUUCUUUUUUCUUCUAAAGAGAUACAGACAUGUGAAGUACCCACUGGCAUUUAAUAUCAGUCACAACUUGUUGACUGACUGGAUCAGCCCUGGAAGGCUUUCCAAUGUGAGAACUGCCAUAGCUCUAAAACCGGACAGUGCUGCUCCCAGGACGAUCAUUUACAGUAACUGGCACCACUGCUGGUCUCAACUUUGCAAAGAGGGUUUUAAAACUUGCUUUGAUCUGCACAUAACCAUUUUCUGAAUGAGGAACACAAGCAGGAAUACAGAACAAUACUGCUAAGUUACAAAAAAGUUAAAAUCAUUUAAAACUAAAUCCGUAUGAUCUAUAUGUAUGCUUCAAGUCUGAAGGAAACGUUAUUAAAGGAGAAGUGAUGGUAUUGAGGGAAGGAGGAGAACCUUCUGUUUGUAAGUAUUAUUGUGCCUAAGGGGUAAAAAUCACCACAUGAUGUUCUUCAUGUAUUUCUCAACCAAACAGCUGCUGUUGUAAUACUGAAAAAAAAAAAAAAAUACAAGGCAAAUUUCAAACUGAAGAGCAUGACUGUACUGGAAAUAGAGGGUAGACUUCUGACAAGCCAACACUGGGGGAAGCCUACAGCCAUUUCCCUUUCAAACCCACAGAAGAAGGGAACCUCUUUAAGACAGAACUGCUGCUACAGCUGUCAGUAUCUUUAUGAACUGCUUGUAAUGGAACUGAAACAAAGAUACACUCCAAAACCUAAGAAAAACUGUGCAAACAAGAAUAAGUUUGAGUAAGCUGGAAAAUAAACCUGUAUCCCACUUGUGAGCAUAAAAAAAAAAAUCUUCUGAAAAAUCAUAGCUUGUAGCAGAUUAAGAAUGAGAGAAACUAAACUUUAGUUGUUCUGACUUGGAUUUAGAGUCCUAAGCUGUCACAGGCAUCAGUACUUGUUUAGUGCUUAGCUGGUACAAGUCAGAAUACUUGCUUUAAAUUAUUUAAAAAAUCCUGAACCUGAAGCUAACAAAAAUAAAAGGGGGAGAAGAUGUUUGAUGGGAAAGCUUAUAAUAUCCUAGGAGAGGUUUAUUAAGAAAUACAGCCUUUCACAGAAAUUGUAACAUUCCAUUUCCAAGCUGUUGAGAGGUUUUUGAUUCAAAAGAGAUGCUAAAAAGCAGCAAGAAAAUUUUUCUUUGUCUUCAUA